Messenger RNA from Fusarium sp. VM40, 1455 nucleotides. Lineage: Eukaryota; Fungi; Ascomycota; Sordariomycetes; Hypocreales; Nectriaceae. The record is from the annotation of a GenBank genome assembly.
AUGCCUGGUGGCUUUGGAGGUCAACAACAACCCCAACAACCAGCACGCUCAGGAACGAACCGAUUACCGAACGGGAAGCUAGGAAACAACAGCUCCGGCUGGGCUUUCGGAGGGGGUGUUCCAAUGGCAGGAGCAGGCCCUCAAAAUCCUGGACGCCAACUUGGCGGGAACGUGAGCUUUGCGCAGAGCUUGUCAGGUUCUCAGCCAGCUACGUCCCUCGACUUAUCGUACGUAUAUCUGGCUGCUGUUGAUAUCAUUGGAACUACGACAUUUCUUCUUGGCAUCGAAUUCGAAUUCCCAUCAUUAUCGAACAACGCCCAAAUGUCGAACGCCAACCAGUCAUCUAUGUGGUCGACAGCUGGAUCGCGAAACCUGGGCGGCCCCAUUCAGCGCAAUCAACCCACCACCCAGCAAGGCGGCCAGGAUGACAUGUUCAGCCCUACCUCUUCCAGAGCGCAAGGAAGUUUCAGAUUCGGCAACCAAGGGAGCAUUGGACAACCAGCUCAACCCACAAGUGUUGACGAAUUCCCGCCACUCAAUCGAACUUCAAAUGGUGAAAUAGGACCGGACCGGACAACGAGUCUGAUGUCCUCUCUGGGCUUUGGUUCCCAGGCUGGCCCUGGAUCUGCAACGAGCAACAGGGGGAAUGGUCUCUUGAAUGCCCUCUCGGCUAAUAGUCGAGCGAUUGAGGCAAGGUCACCACCACCUGGCAUCGGUGCCCCUGGUUCUUCAAGACCGCAGGAUGGUAAACCUCCAGGUUUGGAACUGGAUCCCCGGCAGAAGUCGACCAGGGAGGAGGAACCUACAGAGAUCGCAUCUCCUAUGGCAGAAUUCAACACCGAACCUGCUUCCUUACGAAUCAAGGAUGACCAAGAUACACACGCCUCCGAAGUCAUUGAUCCUCUUGCGGGUAUGGCUGCGGUAGACAAAUGGGGACUGAAAGGACUGCGGACCCUGAUGAACAACCAUCCUGACUACCACGCUAUGGUUGUGGGCAUGGAUCCUGGAUCACUAGGCCUUGAUAUAAGCUCCCAAGACCUAUUUUCCACGCAGAACUAUUCGCUUUUUGACGAUGCACCCCCUCGUCCAGCACUCCCUACCGGAAAGUUCCGGUUGCCGGAUUGUUACAACGUGACAAAUGUGCAACCUAUCGAAAGCAAGAUUCCAAGUUUUAAUGAGGAGACUCUUUUUUGGAUCUUCUACAGUUGCACAGCGGAUGUGAAGCAACAGAUGGCUGCAGUAGAACUCCACUCUCGUAACUGGAGGUGGCACAAGAAAUUGCAGCUCUGGCUCACUAAAGACGAGCACAUGACGCCUCAAAUACUGAGCCCCAACCAUGAGCGAGGUUUCUACAUUGUCUGGGAUACAACUAACUGGCGUAAAGAGCGUCGAGAGUUUACUUUGCACUACGGUGACCUAGAUACUACGUUGAGUCAGACACAAUCGGUACCUUAG